AUGAAAUCUCGCGAUGACGAAGAGGUAUCUUACCCUCGUGGAGAACAGGCAACUGGAAAGAAUGGACGAGUGUGGCUUGGUGCGCUUCAAGGAAAUCGUGCUGAGGUUGUUCCAGCAUCCAAUCGAGUUUCUAUGAGAGUGGCGGAGCAGGAGCGUCAAAUUCGUCUCUCACGCUCUAAUCGCAAGUACAAGUAUUUAUUGUUGCCCGACUCAAUGAUUCGAUAUUGCUGGGACCUUCUUCUAGCCAUUGCAACCAUUCUCCUCAUAUGGCGCGUACCAUAUACGAUUGCUUUCGGAGACAGUGAUCUUUGGUAUUGGUUUUUAUUCAACAAGACUACUGAUGCAAUAUAUCUGCUUGAUGUUGCAUUAAAUUUUCGAACAGGAUAUGUAGAAGAUACAGAAAUUAUCAUGGACAGCCGUUUGGUCGCCAAACACUACUUCAAAAGUUGGUUUAUUGUGGACCUUAUUGGAUCGAUUCCAAUCGAGUACAUCAUCACUGUCAAAACAGCCGGCAUAUCCAGUGUUGAAAGAAAAGCUUUUAAGGCUUCAGUGAAAUACAUGAAACUUCCGAAGCUUUUUCGUGUGGCUCGGCUCAUUAAAUUCGUUCAGAAGUACAUGAAAUUUGCGUAUGCUGUUCAAGUAUUUGCUUGCUACAUUUCGUUUAUCCACUGGGUCGCUUGUUUGUGGGCUGGACCGAUCUACCGUGGAACCCAAGUGGCAGUUCCAGGUGUGAUUGGGUCCAGCUCACGAGCAUUGCAAUAUCAGGAAAAAGUUCGAUUGGUUAUGAGCGAUCUGAAAGCGCUUCAUGUACCAAACGAAAUGCGCAAAUCCACAAAGAAGUACUACGAAACUCUAUGGCGCAUGAAAAACACUUCUGACAGGACUGUUCCGAUUCCUGUCUUGCUGCUUGCGUCAUGA
Plasmopara halstedii is the source of this 918-nucleotide messenger RNA. Its product is annotated as voltage-gated ion channel superfamily. NCBI's taxonomy places the organism in Eukaryota, Oomycota, Peronosporomycetes, Peronosporales, Peronosporaceae. The transcript has 8 exons. Bases 1 to 918 code for a protein of 305 amino acids. The record is from RefSeq and is a predicted model, not a curated record.